AUGGAACAGCAACAUAAUCUGAGUGUCCUACUACUCAUUUUGGGGUUUCUGGUUGUCUGCAAGGUCCAAGGCAACGUUCAUUAUUAUGAUUUCGUUCUGAAGGAGAAAAACUUCACAAAGUUGUGCAGCACAAAAAGCAUAUUGACGGUGAACGAUAGCUUUCCAGGGCCAACCAUUCAUGUUCAAAAGCGUGAUACCGCUUUUGUUACUGUUCAUAACCAAGGAAGAUAUGGGGUCACUAUUCACUGGCAUGGGGUAAGAGAACCAAGGGAUCCUUGGUCAGAUGGACCUGAGAACAUAACACAAUGCCCUAUUCCACCAGGAACAAGUUUCACACAAAAGGUGGCCUUUACAGUGGAAGAAGGAACUCUUUGGUGGCAUGCCCAUAGUAGUUGGACUCGUGCCACUGUCCAUGGUGCCAUUGUCAUUUUACCUGCCAAUGGAACUUCAUAUCCUUUCCCUGAACCUUAUCAACAAGAAACGCUUAUCAUUGGAGAAUGGUAUAAGGGAGAUGUGAUGCAAAUUAUAAAUUCAGCCCUCGUAAAUGGUGGCGAGCCCAAUGCAUCAGAUGCUUACACCAUCAAUGGCCAACCUGGUGACUUGUAUAAUUGCUCAAGAGAAACAACAUAUCGCGUUCUAGUUGAUUAUGGAAAGACGUAUCUUUUUCGUAUAAUAAAUGCUGCAAUGAACGAAGAACAUUUCUUUGGGGUUGCUAAUCACAACCUCUCAGUUGUAGGCAUUGAUGCUUCUUACACAAAGCCCUUAAACACCAAUUUCAUCAUAAUCACCCCUGGACAGACAAUGGAUGUAUUGAUCACAGCAAACCAACCAAAAGGUCUCUAUUACAUUGCUGCUAGGCCUUUUUAUGAUGGCAUUGCCAUGUAUGACAAUUCUACCACAACAGCUAUUCUACAGUACAGUGGGAAUUACACACCAUCCUUAUCCAUUCCCAUGCCUAUGCUUCCUGCAGUGAAUGACUCAGCAACAGUAUUUAAUUUUACUAAGAGCUUGAGGGGUUUGGCAAGCCAAAAUCACCCUAACAAUGUGCCAACAAAUGUGACUAGAAAAAUUUAUAUGACAGUAUCCAUGAAUGAAUUACCUUGCCAGAAUCCAAAUGGAAGUUGUUUAGGACCUAAUGGAACGAGACUGGCUUCAAGUUUAAACAACAUAAGUUUUCAGAUUCCACAGAUUGAUAUACUUAGAGCAUACUACUGGAACAUUUCAGGAGUUUUCACUGAAGACUUUCCGGAUGAACCACCUUUCUUUUACAACUUCACAGGAGAUGUGGGAGGAAAUGCUUUAUUCCCAAGCACAGGAACCAGGGUGCUAAUGUUUGACUACAACGAUGUUGUUGAACUUGUGUGGCAAGGAACUAGUCUUCUUACUGCAGAGAAUCAUGCAAUGCACCUUCAUGGUUUUAGCUUCUUUGCGGUGGGUGUUGGCACAGGAAAUUUUAACAAUGUGACAGACCCAAAAUCCUACAAUUUAAUUGAUCCACCAGAAGUUAAUACCAUUGGUCUUCCUAAGAAUGGAUGGAUUGCCAUGAGAUUUGUUGCAAACAAUCCAGGGGUCUGGUAUAUGCAUUGUCAUCUUGAAAGGCACACCAGUUGGGGUAUGGAUACUGUGCUCAUUGUGAGAGAUGGAGGUACCCCACAAACUAGCAUUGUUCCACCUCCUAAAUACUUGCCACCUUGUUCUCAAUGA
Molecule: messenger RNA, 1704 nt
Organism: Abrus precatorius (Indian licorice)
Lineage: Eukaryota; Viridiplantae; Streptophyta; Magnoliopsida; Fabales; Fabaceae
Product: laccase-14-like
Exons: 7
Coding region: 1-1704 (567 amino acids)
Biological process (GO): lignin catabolic process
Cellular component (GO): apoplast
Molecular function (GO): copper ion binding; hydroquinone:oxygen oxidoreductase activity
Source: RefSeq, a predicted model, not a curated record